AUGUCUAAAAAACAUGUUAUUGUUAUUGGUGCUGGAGCUGGUGGAACGGCUACUGCUGCAAGAUUGGCUCGUCAAGGUUUCAAGGUGACAGUGGUGGAAAAGAACGAUUUUAAUGGUGGAAGAUGUUCAUUGAUUCAUCAUAAUGGAUAUCGUUUUGAUCAAGGUCCUUCUCUUUAUUUGAUGCCAAAAUUAUAUCAAGAUAUGUUUGCUGACUUGGAUGAAAAAUUAGAAGAUCAUCUUGAUUUAAUACGAUGUAACAACAAUUACAAGGUACACUUUGAUGAUGGUGACAAGAUUCAUUUGACUUCUGAUUUGACGCGUAUGAAGACGGAAAUGGAACGUGUGGAAGGUGAUGAUGGAUUUUCUCGAUUUUUGAACUUUAUGUCAGAAACUCAUGUUCAUUAUGAAAAAGGAACUCUGAUGGCCAUCAAACGCAACUUUGAAUCUAUAUGGGAUAUGAUCAAAAUCAAAUAUGCUCCUGAAAUCAUUCGACUUCAUCUCUUUGAUAAAAUUUAUUCUCGUGCUGCAAAAUAUUUCAAAACAAAGAAAAUGCGAAUGGCCUUUACUUUUCAAACGAUGUAUAUGGGUAUGUCUCCUUAUGAUGCUCCUGCUGUUUAUAGUUUGUUACAAUAUACUGAAUUUGCUGAAGGUAUUUGGUAUCCUCGUGGUGGUUUCAAUACUGUGGUUCAAAGACUAGAAUCCAUUGCCAAAGACAAAUACAAUGCUUCUUUUAUCUACAAUGCAUCAGUUGCCAAAAUUAAUACGGAUGAUCAGCAAAAGAAAGUGACAGGUGUGACCUUGGAAAAUGGUACUGUGAUUGAAGCAGAUGCUGUGGUGUGCAAUGCUGAUCUUGUUUACGCUUAUCAUCAACUACUUCCGCCUUGCCGUUGGACAACAAAAACACUUGCCAAGAAGAAACUCACAUCAUCCUCCAUUUCAUUUUAUUGGUCUCUCUCCAAAGUUGUACAUGAGCUGGAUGUACACAAUAUCUUUUUGGCUGAAACUUACAAGGAAAGCUUUGAUGAAAUCUUCCAAGAUCUUAAUCUCCCAUCCGAUGCCUCUUUUUACGUCAAUAUACCUUCUCGUAUCGAUCCAUCUGCCGCACCUGCUGACAAGGAUGCCAUGAUUGUGUUGGUUCCCGUUGGACAUACAUCUGGUCAAGCAACCAAGGAAGAAAUGGAAGAGUAUUAUUCUGCAUUGGUGGCACGCGCACGAACAAUGGUACUCACUGUCUUGGAACGUCGAUUGGGUGUGAAUAAUUUUCAACAAUGGAUUGAUCAUGAAAUAGUGAAUCAUCCGGGCGUUUGGCAAGAAAAAUUCAACUUGUGGCGUGGCUCUAUACUUGGUUUAUCUCAUGAUAUCUUUCAAGUACUCUGGUUCCGUCCAUCUACCCAAGAUUCCACUGGUCGUUAUGACAAUUUGUUCUUUGUCGGUGCUUCUACUCAUCCUGGUACAGGUGUUCCAAUUGUCUUGGCUGGAAGCAAACUUACAUCGGAUCAAGUAUGUCAUCACUUUGGUCAACAACCUCGUCCUCGUGUCUCUUCCCUCACCCAUGAUGAAGGUAUAGAAAAAGAUGAAUUCAAGUAUGUGCCUGAAACUGGAUAUCAUGAUGGAUUCUUUUUUACGAUAUUGUGGUACUUCGCUCUGUUUUGUCUGACAUUGGCCUUUUUUGUUAACUUCCCUGAUGACCAUACAACUGCUGCAUCCUAUAUCAACUCUUGUCUUCCUAGUAUCUUCCGAGUUUGA
Messenger RNA from Halteromyces radiatus, 1746 nucleotides. RefSeq names its product phytoene dehydrogenase. Gene Ontology annotation, biological process: carotenoid biosynthetic process. The coding region runs from base 1 to 1746 and encodes 581 amino acids. The transcript is spliced from 3 exons. Gene Ontology annotation, molecular function: oxidoreductase activity. NCBI's taxonomy places the organism in Eukaryota, Fungi, Mucoromycota, Mucoromycetes, Mucorales, Cunninghamellaceae. The record is from RefSeq and is a predicted model, not a curated record.